Molecule: messenger RNA, 858 nt
Organism: Populus nigra (black poplar)
Lineage: Eukaryota; Viridiplantae; Streptophyta; Magnoliopsida; Malpighiales; Salicaceae
Product: ethylene-responsive transcription factor RAP2-12-like
Exons: 1
Coding region: 1-858 (285 amino acids)
Biological process (GO): regulation of DNA-templated transcription
Molecular function (GO): DNA-binding transcription factor activity; DNA binding
Source: RefSeq, a predicted model, not a curated record
AUGGCAGAGCCUGAAACACUGAAAAACUCUACUACUGCGAACACAAGCAAGGCACAAGCAACCAAAGGCCCUACAGCUAGGAGAUUUGUUGGAGUCAGGCAAAGGCCAUCCGGAAGAUGGGUAGCUGAAAUAAAGGAUUCAUCUCAACGUGUAAGGUUAUGGUUAGGAACGUAUGAUUCGCCUGAAGCGGCAGCUAGAGCCUAUGAUGAAGCUGCUCGUGCCCUACGGGGGGGGAAUGCCAGAACCAAUUUUGCUUCGGUUAAUCCUAGCUUAAACCAGUCUGGAUCGUCCCCUUCUAAUGGUGGGUUCAACAUGCCAGAGUCUGAUGGGAGGCACAGUCUUAGCUUCUCUUCGUUGAAGGCUAGAUUGAGCAAGAAUCUACAGGGUAUCAUGGCUAGGACGACAGAGAAUAAGUCAACAAAAAAUAGAGUGAGUGACCACUUUACUUUUGCUAAUAUAUUCCACUGUAGGAGCUACCAAUACCAAAACCCGGUGGAUACGAAGAACAUUCAGAAAGUUGUGCAGCCAAGCAUCAUUGUGCCCCAUGUAUCAGGUCAUGAGCCUUCUUGUUCCUGGGAAACAUCUAGUGUUUCAGAUUGUAGCAAUGGAUGGAUUGGAUUCAGACAACAUGGGCUUGAUUCAGAUGGAUCUGAUAUUAGAGAAGUCAUCGCUGUUAAUGCUGAUCAAAUGAUGGGUUGGAUUGAUAGCCCAGAUGCCAGUACUUGUUGUGGAGAGUGUUCAAGGAGUAAGAGGUUCAAGGUUUCUUCUUCUGUUGUCGUUCCUCCAACCUUUAGUGGGCCUCCAUCCUUUUGUGCGUCUCCUUCCUUCAGUGGCUCUGCAUUUCAUGGUGAGAACUAA